Physcomitrium patens is the source of this 2368-nucleotide messenger RNA. RefSeq names its product pectate lyase. Gene Ontology annotation, molecular function: pectate lyase activity. The record is from RefSeq and is a predicted model, not a curated record. Lineage: Eukaryota; Viridiplantae; Streptophyta; Bryopsida; Funariales; Funariaceae.
CGGAGGAGAGGAGAGGGCGGCCCCACCUUCCCAAUCAGCGGAGGUCCCCCUUGGCGCUCUGGUCGGAAAGGUGCCGCCACGCUCCCCUGGCCACACGCGGCACGUUCCAUUUCCGAGCUCCCCUGAGAAAUAGACGCCGUUAUUUCAGAAACUCUGUGCCGCUCCAAGCCCCCGCUUCCCGACUUCAAACUUUCCCUCCCUGGCCUGCAACUUGCGGGUCUCGUGUACAUAUGCUCGUCAGUCACAGCAGAGGAAUUAAGCAUCGUACCGCAUUGCAUCGGCGGGCAUCGACAUCCUUGCAGGUACCGCGGAGGGUGAAUGCUGGAGCUCGAGGUGGCUUAGGUCGAAGGACUCGACAAACCCGGAACUGGUACUACACCGUCGGUGUGAUGGCCAAGCUAGCGCCGCUCAUCGUGGUGUUCCUUCUCGUCUGCGUCCAGUGGCAGGGGGCUGUGUCUGGGACUGAGCUCAAGCCACUGAAUGGGGGGAAGUCCCAACCCUAUGACGUGGACAGCAUUACGGGUGAAACCAUCUAUGAUGACGAAUCAUCCUUUGCAAGCAGUGAUCCUUACAACUACGCGGACAAUGGCGGGGAUAAUUAUCAGUUUAGUACCUCUGAGUCGGAUGGAUAUUCAGCAGACCCCGGAACAGACGAACCCGUUGCUUUGCCGAAUGGAGAUGGCUUUGCCGUGAGCCAGGAUGCUCCACUCUCCGGAGUCAACAGUACUACUGCUGACGGAAGCAGCUCUGUUGUCAGUGACGAUGGCUUCGACAUGGUGGAGAACGACGAUGAUAAUUCUUCGACUGCUUCGUCCGAUGACCAGAACAUGGGCGCCGCUUUGGCCUCGGGUGGAUGCUCAACGGGGAAUCCGGUUGACGACUGCUGGAAAUGUAAUCCUAACUGGGCCAAUGAGCGUCAGAAGUUGGCAACGUGCGCGGUUGGGUUCGGGAGGGGCGCCACGGGUGGCAGGAACGGCAGGAUAUACGUCGUCACAUCUGCGAGCGAUGAUAACCCCGCGAAUCCUGCUCCCGGGACGUUGCGGUACGCUGUGACUCGGUUGGAGCCGCUGUGGAUCAUAUUCGCGUACAGCAUGACCAUCAGGUUGAAGAACGAGCUGAUGAUCACGAGCUUCAAGACGAUCGACGGUCGUGGCGUGACUAUACGCAUCUCCGGAGGAGCCGGGUUGACAUUGCAGCGCGUCAACAGCGUCAUCAUUCACGGUAUUGCCAUCCACGACAUCCAAGCUACAGGGCCCGGGAGGAUCAUGACCUCGACUGCCCACACAGGCAACCGGGGCAGAUGUGACGGCGACGCAAUUUCGAUCUUCUCGUCAAAGAACAUCUGGAUUGACCAUGUCUACCUCGCCAGGGCUGCAGAUGGACUGAUUGAUGUGAUCAGGGGCUCGACGGACGUGACCAUCACGAACUGCUACUUCACCCAGCACGACAAGGUGAUGCUUCUCGGAGCUAGCAUGAAUGACGACAUGGACAGGAACAUGCGCGUGACUGUUGCAUACAAUAUUUUCGGUCCUUCACUUGUGCAAAGAAUGCCAAGGGUUCGGUACGGUAACGUGCACGUCGUGAACAAUGACUACACCUCAGGGUGGGGGAUUUACGCCAUUGCCGGCAGCGAGGCUCCUACCAUAUUGAGCCAAGGUAACCUGUUUCAUGCAGGACAGGGUUCGAAGCAGGUGACGAAGCGGAUUAACGAUGGAGGGCCAAGCUUCGGGGAUCCUAGGGGCUGGAAUUGGAAGUCGGAGGGUGACGUGUUCUAUUCCGGGGCUUAUUUUUCUAGCGUCCAGAUGGGGUGGUCAGCCCAGAGUUAUUCAAAGACCGCAAGCUGCUCACCUCGUCCGGCGUCAAUGGUGUCAAGGAUGGUCAAGACUGCUGGUCCGUUGAAUUGUCGCAAAGGGUCUAUGUGUUAGAGGAUUACUGGACAUAGCCGAUGGUACGUCCAGAGCAUUCUGUAUAACAUACUGAAAAGCUGAGGCUGCGCUUGUAAUGCAGCCCACUUAUGAACCAACUCCGAAGGAAAUCGUGUUCAGAUGCGUGUAGUUGUCCUUUAGUCUAGUAGGUGUAAGUUACUCUGAGAUACGGAGAGGUUGCGCUGUUUGCAGCCCUCAAAUGCCUGUGAGACGUGCUGUGGUUGAUGUAGCAACCCACCGCCUAUAUUCAUCUGCCGAUUUUGGGAUGAAUUCCAUUCUUUUGGGAUUCAUAGACUUGAUAUCCGCGCUACACAUCUCGUAGUCGAUGGGAUGUGGGUUUACAUGCGCUCAGCCAGUACUUGGCUUGGAGGUGAAAACAUUUACAGCAUUCGCCUACCACUGUACUAUUCGGAUUUCGAAAUGAUUAACAUCCCCUUUUUCUA